AUGCGGCCGCAUCCUGGACGCAUCGGGCUGCAAGGCUCGGUCAUAGCAUUCGUCAUCUUCUGGGUCUGCAGAGUAUCGGCAGCAGCAUGUGCUUGCGGCUACCAAGUUGGCAGCGCAAACGGCGACAAUUGGCUCUUCACCGAGGCCAUCGAAACGGAUUUCACCAAGCUGAAAUCCAUCACCGCAGCUAAAGACUGGCGGCGACAAGAGUUUAACGUCUCUGCAGAAGCAGGACGCGGAAGAUACUCCAAGCUUUUCACGCCGAAAAACGUUAUUGUUGGAUCAGGCGCAGCAAACAAAGGCGCUUCUGGAAAGCAGGCUGGUGUGGAGCUGUCGGUUGGUGCCACCAUUGUCAACGAUGCCGUGUCCGUCGCCGAGAUGGAUAGUGCUCGUCGGGAUCUGCUCUGGGGCUCGUUUAGAGCAGGCAUGAAGCUGACACCUGUAAAAGGCACAUGCGCAGCCUUCUUCUGGUAUUUCAACGACACCCAAGAGAUCGACAUGGAAUUUUUGUCCACGGAAUAUCACUCGGAGAACAGCACGUUUCCGGUAAAUCUCGUGAUACAAUCCAAAGAUUCGGCUGCGAGGGGCUAUGAUGCCAGCGGUACUUCGACAUACAAGACGGUAAAUCUCGAUUUUGACCCGACUGCAGCGUUCCACGAAUAUCGAUUCGAUUACUUGCCAGGUAAAGUAUCCUUUUACGCAGACAGCAAGUUGUUGGCACAGAUGGAUGGAGUCAGCAUCCCGGACAGCGCAGGGCAUCUCAUCCUCCAACACUGGAGCAACGGCAACGCAAAGUGGUCGGGUGGACCACCGCAGGAGGAUGCCACGAUUAUUGUCAGCUACGUCAAGGCAUACUUCAACUCGUCAGACAUCAGACGAGAGCAUGAUUGGCAUGCGCGCGACUUUUGGGAUGAGAUGGUGCCUGCUACGGGCUACCUGUCACUUGUGCGGGACAAGCAGGACAACACGAGGGAAACUAGCUUUCGGAAUCUUCUCCCGCUCCCGCAGCUUCCGUCGUCUGAAUCCCGAGAAGAAAACGCCGCCAAAGGCAAGCAACAUCGGAACCAGCAAACGAUAUAUAGCAAAUCGCACCCCGUCAUCAUGUCUGGAACCUUGCAGAUUGUGCUGCGCAACAGCACCAACGCGGGCGCUCUGUACGCGCACAUCACCGGCACCUCGGACGACGGGCUCUUUGUGCUGUCGGCCGACGGCCAGACGGCGUACCACCCGGCCAGUCCCACGCAGACGCUCGCGCCGCUCGGCGCCGACUGCGCCAUCAGCGUGGGCAGCCCGGGCACCUCGCGCACCGUCACCAUCCCGUACGUCUCGGGCGGCCGCGUCUGGUUCUCCAAGGACAAGCCGCUGACCUUCUUCGUCAACCCGGGCCCCGCGCUCGUCGAGCCGUCGGCGCUCAACGCCGCCGACGCAAACUACGACCUCGACUGGGGCUUCGCCGAGUUCACCUUUAACCGCAGCCAGCUCUACGUCAACGUGUCCUACGUCGACUUUGUCAGCCUGCCCGUGAGCCUGCGCCUCGAAAACGCCGGCGGCAGCGUCACCAGCGUCGCCGGCCUGCCCGCCGACGGCCUGGAAAAGGUCUGCGCGGGGCUCGCCGAGCAGGGCGCCAAGGACGGCGCCGGCUGGGACAAGCUCGUCGUCAAGUCGUCGGCGGGCCAGCUGCUGCGCGCGCUGAGCCCCAACUCGGGCGCCGUCAUGAUCCCGGGCUUCCUGCAGGGCUACUACGACGACUACGUCAACGCCGUGUGGCAAAAGUACACGAGCGAGGACCUCACCGUCAACACGCAGUUCACGUGGGGCGACGUCAAGGGCCGCGUCAACGCCGCCGGGCAGCUCGACUUUGGCGCCGGCGGCACGUUUGGCAAGCCCUCGGCCGGCGACAUCUUCUCGUGCAACUCGGGCCCCUUUGCGCACGGUGAAGGCGCGACGGACGAGUCGCUCAACAUUGGCGCGCGCCUCGCCGCCGCGCUCAACCGCUCCACGCUGCUCAUCAACAACAACCAGCCCGAGGGCGAGGACGUGGCCAAGUACUACCAGAACGCCGUGACGAACCACUACGCGCGCGUCUGCCACGCGACGGCGGUCGAGGGCCGCGGGUACGCCUUCCCCUACGAUGAUGUCGGCGCGAGCAAGGGCGUGGAUCAGUCUGGCUUCCUGAAUGAUCCGAAUCCCAAGACGUUGACGAUUGGUGUCGGUGCGCCGCUUGAGUAA
Akanthomyces muscarius is the source of this 2229-nucleotide messenger RNA. RefSeq lists its product as uncharacterized. The record is from RefSeq and is a predicted model, not a curated record. Gene Ontology annotation, biological process: carbohydrate metabolic process. Gene Ontology annotation, molecular function: hydrolase activity, hydrolyzing O-glycosyl compounds. Lineage: Eukaryota; Fungi; Ascomycota; Sordariomycetes; Hypocreales; Cordycipitaceae. The coding region runs from base 1 to 2229 and encodes 742 amino acids. The transcript is spliced from 4 exons.